AUGGACAUCAAGGAGGAAAAGAAGAAAAAGGCCCACAGAAAGAGGGAUCGCUUCUGGAAGCUGGUUUUUCCACAUUACAACAAGGCAAACAACAACAGCAAAUCAAAAUACAUGUCGUCCAAAGAAAAGCGCACUUCAGAGCAGAACAACAAGAUUACCCAACUCUCUAGUUAUGCUCACAACAAUUUCUCAGUCAAUCUGGAUCAUGAAAUAUUCGCAAGCAUACUGGAAAGCAAUGAUUGGGAUUCCAAAAGGUCCAUAGCGGAUCUAAUUGACUAUGAAGAGGCCUCCCAUGGCAUUCUAGUCGAGCCUCCCAACAGCAUUGAUAAACCGCUGCUCGGUUCCGAAAACGAUGGCGGAACAUCUUGCUACAUUGACGCUCUUUUGUUCGCCAUGUUUAUAUCCAACACCACCUUUGAUCCGCUGUUGACGUAUGAUAUACCUCCUGACCAGGAGGAAAAGGUCAAGUUGCAGACACUGAUGCGGCUGUUUGUCAACAAGCUGAGGAAAGGCCAUUUUGUGAAUGCAGACUACGUCCACUGGCUGAGAAAAGUCAUGAAAGAGGCUAAAUGGAACGGGCAAAAUGAAUAUGGUGAUUGGACGCAAGAGGAUGCCAGUGAGCUCUUUAUGUUUAUUACAGAAACAUUUGAUUUACCAUAUUUACCAUUUCAAAUCAGAUUAUUUCAUGGAGCCAACAAGGACACAGACGAUGAUCGAGUCAUGACGGACAGAACCCUGACCCUAUCUAUUCCUGACAACAGCAGCAAUAAUAAUGACGCACCUAGAGAAGAGGUUAAACUGCAAGACAUAUUAGUAGACUAUUUCUAUAACAACGUUAUCACGGGUGUAAGACGACAAGUAGAUUAUGACGUUGAACAAGAUGUGUCUGAAAACGUGGCUGCUUCCCCAUCAUUACAAACCAUGCUGGAUGACAGACAGCUGAGCGAAAAGGACGAGAAAUAUACCCUCAAGAAGCUAUUGAAAAGGGCCAACAGCAAACAUGGAAUGAAGGAUGAACAGGCUGUUACUGCUUGGCAAGUACUGGAAUUGUUGCCGUUCUACACUGCCUCCAACGAACAAGGCGGAGCCAUCGAGACGCAAGUCGACUCUUCGUUUCCAGAUACACACAUGAUUUUACCCAUUGUAUUGAAGCGUUAUCGCUACAACAGCUCAGGCGGCUCGGUCAAGAUAAAGACACAUGUCGACAUUCCACCUACCAUCGAUUUCAACAGAUUUGUGAAUCAAAAUGUGGAUGACCCAAUGUGUCCCACCUGUGGUCAUCUUAUCAACUGGACGCUACAUUUCAAAAGUGCUGUCUGCCAUAAGGGUGAUUCGCCUUACGCUGGUCAUUACAUCAGUUACGCAAGAGUCAUGGAAGAAAACGAUCAGGACAACCAUGAUUCAACUUUCUAUUGGUUGAAAUUAGAUGAUAUGAAUGCUUCGAGUCGUGUUACACAAAUCAAGAGCAGUAAUUCAUCAAGCAUUUGCCAGGAUCUUGCAGAAAACGCCUACAUCAUCUUUUAUGAGCUGGAUAAGACAUGCCAUCAUAGAAGGGGAUCAAUGGUGUUGUCGUCUUCCUCCUCAAUCAAUUCUGAAAGUGUUGACAUGAAGCAAGAUCUCAAAUCAACAGAUUCCUUUUCAACGUACGAAACAGACACAGAAGAGCAGCGUUGUAAUUGCGAUAAAAAGCACGGCAAGGACAAAUCAAAGGCCACGACAGCCAACACAAAACCGCAUCAUCAUCACCAUCAUCACCAUCAUCAUAGGCAUUAUCUGAAAGAAUCGUGUCAAUUAAUGUAA
This is a messenger RNA of Mucor velutinosus, 1800 nucleotides long. Its product is annotated as DnaJ-like protein. The transcript has 2 exons. Gene Ontology annotation, cellular component: nucleus; cytosol. The record is from RefSeq and is a predicted model, not a curated record. Gene Ontology annotation, molecular function: cysteine-type deubiquitinase activity. NCBI's taxonomy places the organism in Eukaryota, Fungi, Mucoromycota, Mucoromycetes, Mucorales, Mucoraceae. Gene Ontology annotation, biological process: protein deubiquitination. Bases 1 to 1800 code for a protein of 599 amino acids.